CACACUCGCAUCUGGAGCGGAGGUGGAGGCGGGAGCGCGGGCGCGUCACCGAGCGCAUCCUUAAGGAGCGCGCAGACACAGAAGAAAACAUCCACAGCUCGGCCACCCAUUCAGCUGGAGGAUCGGCCUGGAGAAAUUCAUGGAAAUAAAAUAGAAAUUCAUUCCCCUUGCUUUUUAUUUUUUGUUUUCUGCUCACAGCCAAGCCACCGGACUUCAAAAUGGCUGAGAUGAAUAAUUUAAAACCGACCUAUGAUGUGUCCCCAGUACUUGCGGGUUUUCUGGGUGCGGGGGUCUUGGUCGUCUCUGUGACGGUGGCCGUAUUUCUUUGGACGUGCUGUCAGCGGCGAUAUCGUCAAAUGACAGGUGCGUACAAGCUGACUAGCGGCCCCUACGACCCACCCGUUGACCCUCCCUACAAGUUCAUCCACAUGCUCAAAGGCAUCAGCAUCUACCCCGAGAGCCUCAGUAACAGCAAGAAGAUCGUACGGGUGGGCCGGCGCUCAGGAUCAGGCUCCCUGUUUAGAGAAUGGGGUCGUGGGUCCCGAAAUGGCGAUGUGCUUCUUGUGGAUGCGGAUCCUGAAGGUGGUACCCCACACCUACAGAUGAACCACCUGGUACCGCCUGUGGGACCCCCCAGACUGGAGAGGGCGCUGCCCAUCCGGGCUGACUACUGCUGUAUGGAGAGCAGCUCAGGAAGCAGCAGCGAAGCUCCCAGUAAGACGGCGUCGCCCCACAGUCUCGACUCCCCCUCUCUGGGAACGCUCAGUUUGGCUGUUGACUACAACUUCCCCAAGAAGGCCCUCGUUGUGACCAUCGUAGGAGCACAGGGGCUCCCCGCAGUGGACGAGCAGGCGGGCAGCUCCGACCCCUAUGUGAAGAUGACCAUCCUGCCCGAGAAGAAGCACCGGGUGAAGACGCGUGUCCUGAGGAAGACUCUGGAGCCUGUGUUCGACGAGACGUUCACCUUCUACGGCAUCCCUUACAGCUCGCUGCCCGAGCUCUCGCUGCACUUCCUGGUGCUCAGCUUCGAUCGCUUUGCGCGGGAUGAUGUCAUCGGGGAGGCGGUGGUGCCGUUGGUGGGUGUGGAUCCCAGCACGGGACGGGCGCACAUCACCCAGCAAAUCAACAAGAGGAACACGCAGUGUGAAAGUCGUGGGGAGCUGCUGGUCUCUCUGUCCUACCACCCUGUUACUCACAGGCUUAACGUGGUAGUCCUUAAGGCCAAACACCUGCCAACCAUGGACAUCACUGGCCUGUCCGGCAACCCUUAUGUUAAAGUGAACGUCUUCUACGGCCGCAAGCGCAUAGCCAAGAAGAAGACACAUGUGAAGAAAUGCACACUCAGUCCCGUUUUCAAUGAAUCAUUUAUCUACGAUGUCCCCACUGAGCUAAUGCCGGACAUCUCUGUGGAGUUUCUGGUCAUCGAUUUUGACCGCACCACGAAGAAUGAGGUCGUGGGUCGCCUGGUUCUGGGUGGUCAGAGCCCAAUUCCAUCAGGGGUGACUCACUGGAGGGAAGUCUGUGACAACCCAAGGCGGCAGAUCGCCAAGUGGCAUAACCUUAUAGAGUACUAGUGUCUGGCUAACACAUGGGGAAAGCAAAAUCUAUUAUACCACUUCCUUCCUGUCAGCCCCUCUAUAGACGAAGCCCAUUUAACAGUCUCUUCUUUUCCCAGUACAGAUAACUGUAUGAGAGGAUAAGUAUGUGUCAGGACGUAAGACCAAGAAAAGACACUUAGAAAGCUCUCUAAUGAACUCGUAGGAAAAAAUAAAAAAGACUCAUACGUCAUAGCAAAAUAACAAAGGAAAAAAGCAAAAAUGACUAGGUCUGUCUGGUUUUUGGCUCUGACUAAAUAACGCUAAAGUCAAUUAUAAGAGAAUUAUACCCAUAUGAGAGUAGUAUCCUCAGAGCCUUUUAUCAGUAUACUGGCAUAGUCAGACUAUUCAAACACUACUUUCAAUUAGCCGCAUGCUAGAGCUAGCGAGGGACUUUUAUUUUUAGGAAGAGGGUUGGAUGAAAAAGUGAGUUUUAAAGUCAAAUUUUUAAGAAAAUAAUGGGGUGAAUGUUUUGAUAGUGAAUGGAUGAAAAGUGAUCUAAUCUGGACACCACCAUGAGCGUUUUUGCUAACAUGCUAAUAUUUAACACAGAAGACAAGGCUGAAAUAUGGCUAUUAUUCAUAUCCAGCUUAAAAGAAAUGCAUAAUCUUUUAAUGACACUGAACUUGAGAUGGAAAUUCUCUGGAGAAAAUAAAACUCCAGAUGCCAGUUAAACAAAACCUGAUUUUAAGGCAGUUUUCAGCCAACCGCCAAAUUGGAAGUAAAGACUGUCAGCUCAGGAUUAAAAAUGAAUUUGAUUUAUGAAAAAAAUUCUGAUAUUCCAUAUAAUAAAGACAGUUUACACUUCACCCCAUUUUUAUGCUGUAGCUGCUUUAUUUAUUUGUAGCUGUACUUAUACAUUAUUGUUAAUUUAUCUGUCUUAAUGACUUGGACAAAGCACUUCUAUGAGCUGUGUUUUGGCAUAUCUCAACAUAUCUGCUAUUCACUGAUUUAAAUUAUAUUUUUUUCUUUAGGCAUAUCUAUGCACAUUUCCAUUGUACUGCAAAUGAUGUUUUGACCCUGUUGCUGUGCUGUACCACAGCAUAGAGAUCAGGGGAGGUUUGAUCAGGGGAAACACCGAUAAAACAACAGUUAAAAGCCAAAUGUGACAGAUAUAUUGACAGAUUAGUAUAUUUACAUAUUGUCAAAUUUGUACAUUUCACAUGUACUGUACCAAACAUCAAAGUUUCUAUUGCCAUCAAACGUGUUUUUGGCCAGACGUAAUUCUUUAGGCCAUACAACUAAUUCUUAUCGUCUUAACAUCUUUGGUCACAAUGUACAUAAUGUAUCAUAAGGCGUAACACUGGAAGUCUUCAGUUUCUUUUUUUCAUAGUACAAUUGAAUAUCGCCAAAUAUACAGUUGAACCUUUGACUUACAAAUGGUGUCAUGGAAAUAACAGAACAAAAGUUAGCCACCCCAGCUUAUUUACUUCAAUAAGUUUGGCUCUAAGCCAGUCUAUUCUCUAUUUUAUGGAUUAUAGCUGAGAUAUAUGCAUAUUCAGACCAAUUUUUGCACUUUCGUAGAUUACUGUAUUUAUUUUUAUGAUUUGUGUUCAAAAGAAAGAAAAUAAAUAUAUAUAUGUAUAUCAAAACCCUAAUAACUAUCAUAGGACUAAUAACUGACCAUAUCAAAGUUAGGAUUUGGCAUGAGCCAGUAACCAUUAGUCAGCGACAGCUGGCGAAAACUAACCAAAGUAGAUGGACCAACGUUUUGUGGUGUGUUGGUGACCAUGAUGAAGCAGCUCACACUGCAGCUUUACACAGGCUUUGAGUCAAUGUUUGAAGGCUUGCAAUGUGUGUGUGGAUGUGUUCCCAUUGAUGUCAUUUGGUGCCCACAGCCCCUGAGGCAGAUUACAUGCUGUAUUCCCAGUGCGAAUGAGCACAUAUUUAGUUAAUAAGGCAGAAAGUGGGAGGGUGAGAGAAGGGAAAAAGAUAUCAGCUGGUUCAUUAGAGAUACUUCAUAUUUAACAUGUGAAAUUAAUAUAGCGGUAAAUUAAGCCCCAGGGUUCUCUCCAUGAUAUCUGCAGUCAAGCUCAUUGUGAGUCAUUAAGGCCACAUAAUGAGAUUAACCACUGUUUAUUAGCAAAAACGAAUCACAUUCCAAUCACAUUUCCAAGAAAAUGAAGAAACCCAUCGUCUUGUGAUUUCACUCUAUACAUUUUCAACAGAAAAGUGAACUCUUCCACCCUCUAUAAUGUUUUUAACCCUGCAUGCAAUGACUAUUCAAACUUCUGCUAUAAAACUGGUGUAUAUAUUACAGUUUUUAGUGGUUUAUAUGACAGCAAAACCCACUUUUGUAAAGACAGCAACCCAAGCUACACAAUGCAGCCUAUGUGAAAUAAUACAUGCGUGUUUUUCUUUAUUUUAACCCUCAGCUCCUUGUGUUACCUGGAACUUUUUUGGAUCUUUCGGGCAUACAAGCUUGAUUUACAUCAAUAACUAUAGACAUAAAGAUGAAUAUAACCAAUUGUAAAUGAGUGUUUGUUCCAAUGCACUGGUGGGCAGUAGCACUUUCUGCUCUUCUUGUAUCUAACUGUUUUACAUGGAAUGGAAAUGGUUUCUUUAUGUGUAAACCUCCUCUUUUGGAGUGCUAUCUGCCCCUUUUUUCUCUCUCUGCCACUGGUCCCUAAAUAUCCUUCGUUUUUUUUGCUGUUGUGUGUUGUACAGAAACAUUGAAAGCUGAACAAAGACAAAAAUGAGCUGAGAAGAAAAUUUCUGUAAUAAAUAUAUAUUAGUCCAUUUGGAUGCCGCAAUGUUGAUAUGGUUAAGGUGGAAUGAACUUAGUGAUUCAGCUUUAUUUUAGGUGUCCCCCUAAAACCACUGUACCUAGAUGAUAAACAGUGUUAGUUCACCACAACUGUAGUGUGAUCCAUGAUGUUCCCUGGCCUUUUCAAUAUUUGUAAGUACAAGCAAGUUGUCUAUGUAUAAUAUAAGUACAGUGAAUAUCAUGUACUUUACAUACCCAGCUUAAUACUGCUCAUUUCACUACAUGAACUUCAGGGACAUCUAACAUAAAGUGUGAGAUGUAAUGCUUUUGAGGGCAAGUUAUCUGCAUACUGCUGUGAGUUUAUGCUAAAUACAGUAUGUUACACUAAUGCUGCCUUGUACUGUAUGUUGAAGUUGUUAACACAAUGGACGUGCAAAUAAAAUAAAAACUCAUACACUA
Molecule: messenger RNA, 4761 nt
Organism: Carassius gibelio (silver crucian carp)
Lineage: Eukaryota; Metazoa; Chordata; Actinopteri; Cypriniformes; Cyprinidae
Product: synaptotagmin-11
Exons: 4
Coding region: 219-1574 (451 amino acids)
Biological process (GO): regulation of calcium ion-dependent exocytosis; cellular response to calcium ion; calcium-ion regulated exocytosis
Cellular component (GO): membrane; axon; synapse
Molecular function (GO): calcium-dependent phospholipid binding; calcium ion binding; SNARE binding
Source: RefSeq, a predicted model, not a curated record